CUGUCCAUAUGGGCUGUGUCUGUGUCUUGGCUUGAUCCAGAUAAUCUUUGUUGGAGGAUUAAAGCAAUGUCCCAGAGGAAGAGGACAUCCUACAUGGACGUGUUAUAAGGCUCCUACAACCUUUCAGGACACAUUUCACCUGCUGAAUAUAAUGCAUUCCACGCAGAACUCUAAUCACUGGACUUUAUCAGAAUUACUCGGGCAGCGGAAGCUGUUAGGGCUCGGAGCUCUGCUUGCAUGGCUUGUCCUCUUCCAUCUCCUUGUGAACGUUUGGCUCCUCUGCGUCUUCACCAGUCUCUUGGUGGUUCUAGGUGGGUGGCUCGGGUCUCGUGCUGUACUGGAUGCAAACAGCCUUCUCCACCUGGAACACUUUUUGCCUCUUGGCAAAGUUAGUCCACCUCUGUAUUCACCUGAGCAUGAGUGGAGGCUGAACCACGAGAUCCACAGUGCUGUCCACAAAGCGGUGCGUGACUUUGUGUCCUCAUGGUAUCGGACUCUGCUGCCAGAGGUGGAGGGGGAGUUUGAACGUGCGGUGCGUAACUCAAUGCUGGAGUCAGUGAUGGAGCUGAAGGAGCGUGCACAGCGAGUGGACAGAAAAGCACUGGUUCAACGGCUGCUAGAGUUGUAUGGCUGUCACCUGCAGAGCUACAUGACGGCACGACAGAUACAGUCAACGCAAAAGGAAGACAUUAGUCUCUGGCAGCUCUACAGUGAAGUAGAUGCCCCUCACCCAGCUGUGAGCAGUGCAGCCGCUGAGCUCAGCUACUCAAGAGUUCUAGUUAACCUGGUCUUACAUGUGCUUGUUCCAUAUCCCCAGUUGGAAACCAGGACUGGAGGUUACAUGGUUACAGAACUCAUCACCUGCAAUGUGCUGCUGCCGCUUAUAAGCAGGGUAUCUGAUCCUGACUGGCUCAACCAGACAGUGGUAGACAUAAUCAACAGGUCCAGAGAACCACAGGAAAUCAAUGUGGAUGAGCUCCCGGCAGCUGCACUGUACAGAUGUCAGAUCCAGCAGGAGUCCUGGACAACUUGCAUGUCACUGUCUUCUUCUGAUCCAGCCAGCCUCACCAGCAAAAGCACCUCUGACCUUGACGAUCUACUGAGCAAGAGUGAGAGGGAUUCCUCACAGAGCAGCAUGGUUAGCCUGACGUCUGCCGGGAAACUAGAAAGUAGCCACUCAGGUUUGCUCACACCAUGCAAAGUGAACUGCUGUUCCCUCACAUCUGGCCGUUCCUCCCACUCAUCAGAGUCCAAAAUGAUUUCUUUGGACUCCCUAAUUCAAUCAGACUCCGAAGAUGACCUGACAGGAGGCUUUUGUGACUGUGCUUCUCCAAAACAUUUGUGCAACGCGAUCACUUUAAAGGACGAUGAGGCCUUCGGCUGCUUUGGUCCUCUGAAAAAUCUUGGGCCGAAGGUGGUGGUCCCCGAGGAUGACCAGUGGCCAGCAGGUAUAGCCCAAGACAAAUCCCCAGCUUGUUCGCCAAGAAGACUUCGUCUAACCUCCUGCAAUUUUGGUACCCCCAACAUCCAGGCUGCGCCUGCAAACAUCCAGAAUGUGCAAAUUUCUGGUACAGUCACUGCGAAGGAGCAGCGUGGCACAGGCACACAUCCCUACACUCUCUACACUGUAAAGUUUGAGACAGUGACUGAAGCAGAAAAUGCCGGUACUCCGCAGCCUGCGUCCUGUCACACUGUCCACCGGAGAUACAGCGAGUUCCUCAACUUGCAAACACGUUUAGAGGAGAAGCCUGAAGUAAAGAAAGUGAUCAAGAAUGUCAAAGGCCCCAAAAAAUUAUUCCCUGACCUCCCAUUCGGCAAUGCAGACAGCGACAAGGUUGAAGCCCGUAAAAGCCAACUGGAUACGUUCCUUAAACAAUUAAGCAGCUUUCCUGAGACAUCCAACAGCGAGGACAUGCAGGAGUUCCUGGCUCUCAACUCAGAUGUUUGCACAUACUUUGGAAGAAAGCCUUUUGUCAAGUCAAGAAUUGAUAAGAUGAUGGAAAAUGCUUUAGACACCUUGAAGACAGCCUUCCCUCACCCUGAGCCCCUUAGCCCAGUGGAGGACCUUGAGGGAGAUGCUGAUGGAAGAACAAUGGACAACAAAAAGUACAGGAGGCUUAUGUUCCCAAGCAAAAUUUCCCCAUCUCUUCCCCACAUUCCUGACCUACAUCCUAAAGUGACAUACUGCUUUAGUGAAGGCAGCGCUGUCCUCAAUGGGAUGUCUCUGUCAGGCCUGGAGAGCUUUGUUACAGAGCAGGAAAGACUUUUAUGUGGGCCGAACAGGAAAGAGACAAGCAGGCAGAGCUGUGAGCAACCUGGCAAAGACAGGAAGACUUCAGGGAAAACUCACGGGACAGAUACAGCUGUUGCAGAUGUUGCUUUGAACAUCUUGUGUCUGCUGAUGAAGGACCAGUGGAGUUGGCUGUGCACUGAGAACAUACAGAAGACCAUCAGACUGCUCUUUGGCACCUUCAUUGAGAGCUAAACAUCCACGCUGGGUCAUCUUCCUCUUUAAGGGACGGCUUUAAGAGGCACUAAGUGGUUUGUGGCACAUUAAAGCUGCAUGACAUUCUCUCAGAUUGCCUUUCAAAAUAUUAUUUUUUCUUUCAGUGCAAUGAUUAUGACUUACUGGGAAUCUAGAAUUGCUGGGUCUGUUUUUACCACAUCGUCUGUGGGAACUGUGCUUGUCUAUUCUCUAGUGUUCUGCUGUCAUUAACUGAUUACACUGGCCUCCAUCUUUGGAACUGACAUAUGCCUCUGGGAGUUUUAAGGUUCACUAAGCAUUUGAGUAAAUUAUCUUAAUGCUCUUGCAAUGGCUUAUAGAGAUUUAUAAAUGCUUGUUGGUGUUGUCUUCCCUUGUGUGCAUGUCUUUCAUUCUCUCCUAAACAGUAAAAGCAUGUUUGCAUGUGGCUGAUAUCUAGAAGAAAAAUAAGACACACAUGCACAGAGGAAUAUUAUUACAAUAAACCAGUGAUUCUGUCUUAGAUGGUUGGAUGUAGGAGUUGCUCACCUUAUCAGUGCCCCCUGCUGGGUGAUUUACCUACAAGUGCUGCAGGAAGCUGUAUGGCCAGGUGGCACGCUGCCUGCCCAACCAGGGCCAGAUCGUAGUGCUGCAGAAAGACAAGAAACCAAGGAGGAAUGUCUGGACUGUCUAGUGCAGCUGCUCCCAGAGUUCAUCACUGACAUGCUGGGAAGUGAGAAGUACAGACUGAGCUUGGAGACUAUGCUGGAAUCUUUACAGGACCAUCAGAUAAACAAGCACCUGAUCUACUGCAUCUGCGACCUGCUGCUGGAGUUUCUGAUUCCCGAGUCAUGUGAGGAGGCCUUCCAGAGCUCUCUGCUGCAGAGCCUGGCCAAAGACAGUGACAGGGACACUCCUCACACAUGAUCAGCACAUGAUAACACUCACAGUAAUGUUUUAGUAUCAGUGUAUGAGGUUUGUGACAUAUUCAUAAUAGGCCUAUACUGGAGUCGCUGGUGUCCACGGGGUGAUGACACAGCAUGGCAGCAGUCAAUACCUGAUUGGUCAGUGGUAAAAGGGAGAUUGUUGUUCGCCUUUGUGCGGUCACAUCAGAAUCGUGUGGCUUCACCUGGCUUCAGAAAUUUAUAAUGAACUCCCCUUCUUUGUGACUUACUGUGACAUGAAGAGGAGAAAUGUAUUUAUAUUUUUGAAACAUUUUAAACAAGAUGUUACUGUUUAGAUUAAAGCUUUAUCUGGUUCAGUUUAAAGCUUCUCUCAGAAGCACCUUGAGUGUUGUUACUUUUGAUUUAAUGUUUGAAUUGAAGGAAACUUUAUAUGAUGACAGCUCUAAAAGCUAAGCAAUUUCCUUGCUCAGAAUAUCUGACUGUGAAUAGACAUGUAAGGUCAUCCCUGAACUGCACAGUUACAGUAUGUUAACUUGUGUCGUGCAGUGAAACUCUAAAAUUGGAUUGUAAUAAUAAGAGUUUGUAUUGGCAUAAGUAGUUUUACCUGACCAUCUCUGUGAACUGUUUAUGAAUGAAGAAAUUAGUCUGACCUUAAUAGUAAUGGAAAGGAAGAAUAGAUUUGUGUGAAAAGAGUUUUAAGAUUUGCCUCAUAUACUUUCAGUGUUAGUCUUCCCAUGAUCUUUUGAUCCUGACCAGCCUUCUCAGAGAAUCUUUUUCAUGAGCCUAUAGUAGUGUUAAACACCCUACUGCACGACUAAUGAAACAAGUUUCCUUUUAAAUUUGACAUAAAUGAUAAAUUAACAAAUUCAGCAGCAUCUAUUAAGAGUUUACAUAUGGCAACAAUGCUUUUAAGAUUUUCUCUCGCAAAGUAUGAAGCCAGUUUUUCUUGUGACAACAGUUGCUCAAACUUUGAGGGUAGUCAGGGUAAUCAGUAGCCUGAGAUUAUAGUCUGAAAUGGCUAAUACUGCUGGCAUUGUCAGAUGCUGUCAAUUUCAAAACAAUGGUUGUUAAGCAUUGUGCCACAACAAUGUCCAACUUGAGUGAACAUCACCUGGAUCAGAGAAAAGUAGAAAUUACCAUAUAAACUCUGCUACAUUACAUUUCAGACAGAAAUCCCAUUUAAUUGCACUAAACCCUUAAGUGUCUUUAUGUGUGUCCUGCACUGAGAGCUGAUGAUGCAAGUACGAUGCGAGUACAAACACUGAUCUUUGUCGGCCAGAGAGAGACAGGGAUUCUCCAAUAUUGAGAUGUGACCUUUUAUAAAAGAGAGUGUUAGACUAAUGUGUGGUAAUAUUUCUACUCUACUACCCCUUUAUAACAAACAAGCUCAAAGAGAUGUGAUAUAGUUAGAAUCAUUUCAAAGCGUUCAUAUGCUCAUCACUUAACUCUAGUUAAAGAGACAUCUGUAAUUACAUGUUUGAAUGCAAAACACUUUCAGUUUAUUGAUUUUCUGGUUGUGUUUCAAUUCCUGGAUGUAGGAUUUAAUAGGCGCAAUGGAGGACACAUACAAUAAAAUACAAUCUGUGUACAAUUCAAUACAAUGGUCCUGCAACAAAUACUAUCUUUGUGAAUCUUUAAGAUGGUACUUUGUAUAGGGGGUGGACACAACAGGAAUACCUGACAACAGUCCAAACAACAUCUAACAAUGUCGUUUUGUGAUGCUAACAAUGUUCACAUAAGAUGUCAGUGUUCAGAAGGACUUCAUAGAUUAGAUUUUAGGUACAUUAAGCACCACUUACUUCUUUUCUCAUGAUAUCAAAGACUGAUACUGGCGAACUCCCCCCUCCUGUGUCAUGCUUUGUGAAACCAGAGGAGACAAAACGCUGAGGCUGCAUUAAUGGUUGCCUCAUACCUCUCAAAGUCAAAGCAGCUGUAUUUUCACCACAAAUCUCUCAACAGGACUAACAUCUGUGAAACGUCACAGCUAAUAUCUGACUACAAUCUCAGUUUCAUUAACUACUGACUAUGGAUUAAUUAACUUAUUUCAGUUGUAUCUAGGAAAUGUUGAUAUAUUUAUUCAAUUAAAAAUGUCUGUGUAAUAUGUAAAA
This is a messenger RNA of Micropterus dolomieu (smallmouth bass), 5474 nucleotides long. It is a transcript of the gene snx19a, whose product is annotated as sorting nexin 19a. The record is from RefSeq and is a predicted model, not a curated record. Gene Ontology annotation, molecular function: phosphatidylinositol binding. Lineage: Eukaryota; Metazoa; Chordata; Actinopteri; Centrarchiformes; Centrarchidae. The coding region runs from base 152 to 2485 and encodes 777 amino acids. The transcript has 12 exons. Gene Ontology annotation, cellular component: early endosome membrane; intracellular membrane-bounded organelle.